Molecule: messenger RNA, 726 nt
Organism: Drosophila elegans
Lineage: Eukaryota; Metazoa; Arthropoda; Insecta; Diptera; Drosophilidae
Exons: 3
Coding region: 130-594 (154 amino acids)
Source: RefSeq, a predicted model, not a curated record
UUUAACUUUCGCUACAUACAGACUGGUUUAGCGCUUGGUUUCUUUUGUGUUAAUUUCCACUAUUGUUAACUCGUGACAAAGAUAAAUUUGAUUGUUUGUGAUAAGCUGUAACUCAUCAUAAUCUUUAAAAUGAGUUUUUGUUUUAAUUUUGCAAUUGUUGCAACUUUAGCAACAUUAAUACCGUUUUUUUGUACUGGAGCUGAACAAAAACUUGCGAUAGACGAAGCUGCCAAUGGUGGCGAAAUACGUAUUUUUAAACGUCUUAUUCCUGCUGAUGUCUUAAGAGAUUUUCCGGCAAUGUGUUUUGCUUCAACUCGAUGUGCUACUGUUGAGCCCGGAAAGUCUUGGGACCUGACUCCCUUCUGCGGUAGAUCUACUUGUGUACAAAAUGAAGAAAACGAAACAAAGCUCUUGGAACUUGUAGAAGACUGUGGCCCACUGCCCCUAGCGAACGACAAAUGUAAAUUGGACACAGAGAAGACUAAUAAAACCGCUUCUUUUCCUUAUUGCUGUCCCAUUUUCACAUGUGAACCCGGUGUUACAUUGGAGUACCCCGAUGUUGGAAAGGACAACGACAAAAAGAAUGCUAACUGAAUAAAAAAUAUAUGUUUGGGCUAACAUUACAGUACUUUAUCACAAUAUUUUAAAUACAAGUGUUGCUUUAGUCAAAAAAAAAAAGAUUCAAUGUAUGAACAAAAAUAAAGGCACUAUCAAGGCACAAAGGCA